ACUGCAGAAAAAUGACUUCCCUUUUCAAAUGUUGAUUACUUUUAACAGAACUUAGCAAAUUGUGGGCCUCCUUACAAUUGAGAUCGUGUUGUGGAAACUAAUACUUAUCAGUUCACAAUUAUAAUUUAGCAUGACUUCCUGUAUCGCUGCCUGUAGCCUCACAUUCAGAGCUGCAGUGUUUGGAGCGGGUGGCUUUCAUUGAUCCACAGAUACAAGCACUACUUAGUCUAGUAAACAGAUAAUUUAAAACGAAUAAAAUAAUGACUGGUGGCUGAUGCAAUUAAUAAAUUUGCCUGAACAGCAACAACAAAAUCUCUUUUUUUCAGCGCAUGUUGCUGAUGCGUGAUUACUGCCAGACCUCUAAAAUCAAAACAUGACUUGCAUAAAGUCUUUUGGACAACACAAAGUUACCUAAAAGAUCUCAAAAAGCAACACAAAGUUUGGUUUGGAUACAUUUUUCCCAAUAAAAUUGGUGUUUAAGAGGGUUAUUUUUGCAUUUAUCAUUAUCUCUAUGAUUAUCAGAAUUAGUUUGAUGACCUGAAAUAUUUCAGUGAGACUGAAAUAGAUGACCAGAAGACCUCCAUUAAAGGAACCGAUAUGUUUUGACAGCACUCUUUACAGCAGCAAUGGAUGACUGGAGAUGUCUCCAUAAUUCUGAACCUUCACUGUAGCUUCGAUCUCGUAUUAUCUCAAGAAAUGACUCAGACCUUUGUGUCACUCAACUCAUCAUAUUUUAUUAUUUAAAAUUUGCCCAAACCUUAAGUCGCAUGUUCAUCAUUCACUCCUGAAAUGCUUCUAGCAGUCUCACUGGUGUGACGUCUGACAUUUUCCAAUGUGUCUCUUUGAUCCGGAAGAAAUCUUAGAGUGUUGUAAGUGCAGCGUUGACCAAGGCCAAACAUAAACAUGCAACAUAACUUUACUGUAAAAGAAAUUAUGUUUUCGUCAUCACAGUUCCGGUCACCUGCCAACGAGAUGUGUUCUGCCUGCUUGACACCGGUGUACCCGGUGGAAAGAAUGGUGGUCAACAAGCUAACCCUGCACCACAACUGUUUCUGCUGUAAGCACUGCAAGAAGAAGCUCAGCACUCACAACUAUUCAUCUCUUUAUGGAGAGUUCUACUGCAUCUCCCACUACCAGCAGUUGUUUAAGAGAAGGGGGAACUAUGAUGAAGGAUUUGGGCACACACAACAUAAAGACCGCUGGCUUCACAAAAAUACAGGAACAGAUGAGCCCGAUGCCAAAGCCACGUCCAAAAUGACCAAAAACAACUUAAAAACGCCUGCUGAGCUGCUCAGUCCGACGGCUGGCAUAAACGAGCGCAAGGAUAAGAGUGUUGCUGAUGUUAAGGGCAAGCUGAAAGUAAGAUGGCCUCCAGAGAGGAAUAUUACCAGGUCCAAUCCGACACAGCUGACAAAUGCACCAGUGCUGAAAAAUAAGGCGCAUGAAGCCGGCAAACCGGCUACCGUCGGUGAAUCAGAGCGUUGGAGGAGUGACAAACCUGACUAUAGGAGAGAAAUGACAAACACAGCAGGGAAGGGACAGUCUAAGACAGUAAAUUUGGUCUCAGCUAAAAAGUCGCCUCCUGGGAAACCAGUGUCAAUGAAGGAUUCAACAAAAUCAGCCCAAAUCUCCAUCCCUCCAAUGGAGCGUGAAAUUCCUUUGCGCACCUCUGUGAAAAACCAAAGAGCAGUUCAGACAAGAGUGGUGACCCUUUCAAAACUGAACAGCAGUCCAGUUUCUAACAAUCUGGAAGCCUUUCAAAAUAAAGUUCGGAAGUCUGUCCGAUUUGCUCAGAAGGUUGACGUGGCUUUGUGCGACCAGUCUAGGCAGAUCGGCUCUGGAGCUGAAUCUGAAAACUCCCCAGAGCAAUCAGAGCAAAGCCUUACAAGUAGCUCCCAGCAUGAAACAGAGACCAAUGACAUGGAAGUAGAUUCUUUAAGCAAUGGACUUGAAGAAAGUAAUGGAACCCCUGAGAUGACUCUAUGUCAAGACAACAGAGACCCAACAACUGAACCAAACCAGGAGUCCAAUGUUGAUGUGGAGACCAGGCAGGAAAUGCCACGAAUGGAUGAUGUAACCCUGCCAGAAGAUGUGGAGGAGGUCAAAGGCUCACUUGAUUGUCAAAGUCACACAGACAUAUCCAGUUUGACUGAAGAUAAUACAACACAACAUGAACCAUCUGAGAAAGCAGAUGUUGCUUCAACGGGUCAGGUCAGCACAUGUGGUUCUGAGGAUCUGAAUGGUCCACAAAAUCCUGCGGGACAUGUGACUGAAGAGGAGGCCAGUCUUGAAAUGAAUGAAAACCAGUUGACAACAGCCAGUUCGAACAGUGAGAAAGAAAACACUGCAAUUCAGAAGAAGGCUCUACCAAGAACAAACUCAAAAACCAAACUAGGAUCCUUGUCCAAAGGAAGGAGUCCUUUGACGAAGCUCUUUACAUCAACUGGUAACGACAAAGCAACAAGAGUAGAAACAAAGGAUGCAAAGAAAACUGAUGUGAAACCUGGUGGUGGACUGUUUGGAAGACUGUUUCAAUCAUCCUCUGACGCAACAAAAACACCUGCACAGCCAGAGGAACAUACCAAAACCAGUACCGCUAAUGAGACAGCAGAGAUGGAACCAGAGACUAAGACGGAAGAGAAUAAGGGGGAGAACAUUUCUGAAGUUGCACCUUUGGAACCAGAAGCUCCAAAUCAGACAAGCUCAGAGCUUUCUGAGGAAACUAUCACAACAUCUAUAGAGCAGGUCAACUUGUCCCAGGAAUCCAUCAAAGAAACCAGUGAGCAUCUACCAACUCCAGAGAAAACUGAUGAAAACCCAGCCUAUCAAGAAUCAGAUUUAAAUAUCACUGCAGCUACAGAUCAGUCUGCAAGUGAUCCAGAAAAACAACCUGAAAUCCUCCUUACUGAUACGAGUUUACCAAACCCAGACCCAGAACAAUCAGUCAUUGAGUCGACACCUGAAGGAAGCAGUGAUGAACAUUUAAUUCAUCCUGUUGUUGAUGAUAACUUCGGAGAAGUUGUGAGUUCAACCCAGGCGGGUGAUGGAUCCAUUCAGAUAAGUACCGACGAAUCUUCUCCAAAUUCAGACAAACUGCUUGACGCACCCGAUGAAACGGGAGGAAACCUGAGCAGUGAAACGCUGUUCAGCUCCAGUGCUGAAAAUCCACAAGAUCAAACCAACUUCUUUGAUUUGUCUGAGAGCUCCAGCCUGGCAGGUUCCUCCCCUCUGAGUGCCUCAGCUGAGACUGCUGCAGCUCUUCCUCAUGAUUUCAGCUUGAUGGACACUCAGCUGCUGUCAGCUGAGGCUGAGGCUUCCCUCGUAAUGACAGAUCCACCACCUGACCCCGACUCGGCUUUACUCUCCGUAAAGCAAGAAGACAACCUGGACCCUUUCAGUGGAGUCAACCAAACAAAUGACCAGAUUGCUGACUUCGACAUAUUCGGCUCGAGCAACGAUCUCUUCUCUCACCCUAUUCUUUUCGACGCGCCUGACCCAAAUGGAGAAGAAGUUUCAACAAAUCAAUUUUCUGCCUUUCCUGAUGACAUCUUUGGAGUUAGUCAUACCUCAGACAGCACAGCUCUGUUUCCAGUGCAACCAAACAUCUCCAACGUUUCUAACUCACUGAACGAUUUGCUCGGAUCUGACGCACCGUCCACUGUCGCUCCUCCCACUCAGAUAGAUCUUUUUGCUGGAGACAUUUUUGCCACAGAUGCACAGUUACUCGCCGUAGCAGAACCAAGCGAUGCUGAUGUGUUUGGAGAUAAUCUGUUGGUCUCUGAAGGCAACAACACUGAGCAGAAAUCAGAAAGCAGCAGCUGGAUGGACGAUUUGCUUGGGUAAUGUCGGGCUUUUGUUUUGACUUCCGUUUACAGAUCCGACCCUGGCAAGCCAGUGGAUACACAUUAUGAACAAAUCAACUAAAUUACACAUUUUUACCAAAUUCAAUCAGAUUAGAAAUUUUUUGUUUGAUAAGUACUCUUUCAAUAAAGAACAAUUUAUGUACAUAUUAUAUUAUGGAUAACGUCACAUGAUUUGCAGGAAGAUUUUUUUGUUAAUAGACACAAACAUAAGAAAGAUUUAAGAGAAGAUAUAUGAAAAUGUAUCUUGUAAAUGAAUAGUCCUUUCUCUGAAUGUAUUCAUCAAUGACUUGUGUAAUAAACGUUCAAAUGUA
This is a messenger RNA of Xiphophorus maculatus (southern platyfish), 4174 nucleotides long. RefSeq lists its product as uncharacterized. Bases 904 to 3843 code for a protein of 979 amino acids. The transcript has 2 exons. Gene Ontology annotation, molecular function: actin filament binding. Lineage: Eukaryota; Metazoa; Chordata; Actinopteri; Cyprinodontiformes; Poeciliidae. Gene Ontology annotation, cellular component: plasma membrane; actin cytoskeleton. Gene Ontology annotation, biological process: actin filament bundle assembly. The record is from RefSeq and is a predicted model, not a curated record.